Truncatella angustata is the source of this 2152-nucleotide messenger RNA. Its product is annotated as glutaminyl-tRNA synthetase. The transcript is spliced from 5 exons. Gene Ontology annotation, cellular component: cytoplasm; cytosol. The record is from RefSeq and is a predicted model, not a curated record. NCBI's taxonomy places the organism in Eukaryota, Fungi, Ascomycota, Sordariomycetes, Amphisphaeriales, Sporocadaceae. Bases 163 to 2040 code for a protein of 625 amino acids. Gene Ontology annotation, biological process: translation; glutaminyl-tRNA aminoacylation. Gene Ontology annotation, molecular function: glutamine-tRNA ligase activity; ATP binding.
AGUCGCACUCCGUUGAGUCACCGCCCACUUCUCCGUGAUAUGCACACACGAGCAGCACCGUCGGCUUCUUGAGUUUGCAUCCCACAACCUUGAACAUCGCCUUUAUACUCUCUUGCCAGAACCUGGAUUGUCUAGUGCCUACUCCGCACACAACCCGCAAUCAUGGCCGACGCCAUCGCCGAAGGAGUAGCCAAGUUGUUCCUCGAUGAGGAGACUGGCGAGAUGGUGUCCAAGAACGAAUUGGCAAAGCGCACCAAGAAGAGAGCCAAGAAAGCAGCCACUGCCAAAGCCAAGGAGAACGCCCCUCCCAAAGAAGCUGCUGCCGCAAAACCAAAGCCCGAAAAGAAGCCCGAAGAGCCUACUCUGGACCCGGAAGCCAUGUUCAAGCAGGGCUUUCUCAACGACGUGUACAACGAGAGGCCCGUCAAGCCUGUCACCACUCGAUUCCCUCCCGAGCCCAACGGCUUCCUGCACAUUGGCCACGCAAAGGCCAUCGCCGUUAACUUUGGCUUCGCCAAGUAUCACGGAGGUCAAUGCUACUUGCGAUUCGACGACACCAACCCCGAAGCCGAGGAGGAGAAGUACUUUGUCGCAAUCGAGGAGAUGGUUCGAUGGCUGGGAUUCACUCCCUACAAGAUUACUUACUCCAGCGACAACUUCCAGAAGCUUUACGACCUUGCAGAGAAGCUGAUCGGGCUGGAGAAGGCUUACGUGUGCCACUGCAAUGACGAAGAGAUCAAAGCCCAGCGCGGAGGCGAGUCUCACGGAGAAAGGUUCCGAUGUGCACAUGCCGACCAGAGCGUGGAGCACAACUUGGCCGAAUUCAGGGGCAUGAGAGAUGGCAAAUACAAGCCUCGUGAGGCUUUCCUCAGAAUGAAGAUGGAUAUCAGUGACGGAAACCCUCAGAUGUGGGAUUUGGCCGCAUAUCGUGUGCUGGACAAGCCCCAUCACCGGACUGGCGAUACUUGGAGAAUAUACCCAACCUAUGACUUCACGCACUGUUUGUGCGAUAGCUUUGAAGGCAUCACCCACAGUCUCUGUACUACGGAAUUCGUCCAAUCUCGGGUCAGCUACGAAUGGUUGAACAAACAACUCGCAUCCAUGCAGCCCAUGCAGCGCGAGUACGGUCGCCUGUCUAUCCAAGGCACUGUCUUGAGCAAGCGAAAAAUCAUGAAGCUCGUUACUGAAAAGUACGUACGAGACUGGAAUGAUCCGCGGUUGUUUACCCUCAUUGCUAUAAAGCGCAGAGGAGUACCACCCGGCGCUAUCCUGGACUUCAUUAAUGAGCUUGGUGUGACCACUGUACCUUCAACGAUACAGCUUAAACGAUUUGAUCAAACCAUUCGUCGAUAUUUGGAACGGACAGUGCCGAGACUCAUGCUGGUGCUCGACCCCGUUCCCCUCAUCAUUGAAGAUGCCGAAGAGGUUGAAGUCGACGCACCAUUCAAUCCCAAAAUUCCUGCUAUGGGUACCCACAAAAUCAAGUUCACGCCUACUGUAUACAUAGAUCGGUCUGACUUCCGUGAAGAGGAUAGCAAGGACUACUUCCGUCUUGCGCCGAACAAGACUGUCGGUCUGCUGCAGGCACCGUACCCUAUCAAGGCCGUUUCUUUCACCAAGGAUGAGGCUACAGGAAGGGUCACAGAGAUCCGAGCAGUAUUUGACAAAGAGACUAAGAAACCAAAGACUUUCAUCCAGUGGGCAGCUGCUGACUCUCGCAAAGUUGAGGUCCGUCUGUUCAACUCGCUUUUCAAGUCUGAGAAGCCUGAUGAUGCCGAGGGUGGUUUCUUGAAUGACAUCAACCCCGACAGCGAGGUUAUCUACCCGGACGCCUUGGUCGAGUCGGGCUUUGAUGAAGUCAAACGCCGCGCUCCUUGGCCGGAAGCUGCUGGUGAAAGUGAACUUGGUAAGGGCGGACCAGAAAGUAUACGCUUCCAAGGUAUGCGUGUGGCUUACUUUGCCGUGGACUCCGACAGCACGGACGACAAGACCGUAUUAAACAAGAUAGUGUCACUAAAGGAGGAUGCUGCUAAGAGCUAGAGAUGUAUCACAUCCAUACUAGAGAACAGUAAAAUGAAGAAUGUCUGAGAAUCAUGCGUGUCUACUUCGGUCGCUCAAAUGUAUGUGACGAUCCAGGUACCGUGAGUGACAC